This is a messenger RNA of Phalaenopsis equestris, 362 nucleotides long. RefSeq lists its product as uncharacterized. The coding region runs from base 148 to 333 and encodes 61 amino acids. NCBI's taxonomy places the organism in Eukaryota, Viridiplantae, Streptophyta, Magnoliopsida, Asparagales, Orchidaceae. The record is from RefSeq and is a predicted model, not a curated record. The transcript is spliced from 2 exons.
GAGGCAAAAUAAUUACACAAUUUUAAAGGUCUGAACAGCACGAUAGCCGAGUGGAACCGAAACCUAGUCGGGCUGCCCAUCGGAGGCCAGGAGGAGAUAAUCCCAUUGAACCUGCAGCAAAGGAUAACGAGAAAUCACAUUCCAAAGAUGGUGAAGGUGGCCAGCUUCUUCGGAAUGGUAUUUGGGGCUUUUCUCUUCUGGGAAUCCAUGGACAAGAUCCAUGUUUGGAUGGCUCUCCACCAAGACGAGAAGCAAGAGAGGCUUGAAAAGGAAAGGGAGAUUAGGAGGAUGAAAGAAGAACUACUGGCUACAGAGAAGGAUUCUUAUACAUAGUAAUUUGUCUGGUUUUGGUGGUGUGCCUG